CCCUUUCAUCACUUUAAAUAUAUCAUGCCAUGGAACAUGGCUUCUUGACAUCCAGCCUUAUGGGUGCCUGGCUGGCAGGGCAGUUUUCCCAGAAGGAGCCCAUGGGCCGGGCUGAUGUCCCAAAGGCAUAAAUAGGCCCCAUGGAUCUCACGUUUGUCCAACUUCUGCCUGAUGCCUGAUGUCUGAAACCCCUCCCCAUCAUUCCCACGCAGGAGUAGGAAGCCUUUGCAGAGAAGGCUGACCACAUCAUAAGACCCAAGGACAGGGGACUCACUCUAUCUGAAGGUGGCUCAUGACUUGCUCACACAGCUGGAAUUGUUAGAAAGUUUUUAGAUUUUGUUGGGCCAAAAUAAACAACCUUCUUUAUUUUUAAUCUCUAUUGAGUAGGCAAAGAGGAGCCAUUAAAUAUUUUCAAGUUGCUAGAAUGAGUGAUCUGAUCUGUGUUCCAGGAAGACAUCUCCACUGUGUAAUUCUGGGAAGGAGAUGAUAUGGGUUUUAGGCCAGGGCAGGGGCAGGGGAUGCUGGAAACAGUGGAGCACUGGGAAAUGGCCUAAUUAUUUAUGGGCAGUUGGGAUAAGGGAGGAGUUAAAGAUGUUUCUGGGUGUGGGGUGCUACCAUCAACAAGGUACGAAAUUCAGGUAUCAAGGGCUGGUGUUGGUGGAAGGAUCUUGAACUGUGGAGUUUGGAUGCUCUGCAUGUGAGAGGCCACCUGGCCUAGAUGUGCAGGAAGCAGCUGGAAGUUUGGUGCUGAGAUCAUGAGACAGGUCAGAGUGGUGGAUCUCGAUGUGAGCAUCUUUACCGGUGGGUCAGGAGAAACCAGGAGAAGAGCUGACAUCAGUGCAGGAGAGAGUGUGUGAGGUGGGACAAGGUGGGGCUUCAAAGCCUCAGGUACCCCCAGCAUAAGGUGGGAAGAGGAACUGUCCUGGGAACCACAAACCUGUGUCUGGUUUUGUUUUUCAAAUUGAGGUAUCCAGUGUCAGUGUGGAUUUCACUCUCGGUUUGUCUUUUAUUUUUGGAAAAGUCUCUCUACUUCCUCAGGUCUUAGACAACAGUGGUUUAGGAUUCCCCCAUUGCCUCGGGACAGCUCUAAAACCCAGCGAUGUAGGUAGUGACCUGUGUUAUGGAAGCUAGGUCAGUGUGUCUGGGGUCCAAACGGGGUUCAGAGCGCUCACGCAGGAGAGCUGAAGUGGACGUCGUCUUCGGAUUUUCAUUUUUGUUUCCUUCCUUUGCACAAUUCACUGUCUUGGUCAUUGGAAAUUCCAGGGCUGGGAGGGGCAGGGUGAAGUUGUCCUCUUGGCAAGGGCUCUGAAAUCCGUUGGCCUGGGUAAAAUUUCAGUUUACUAUGAUUAAUAGGAUCUGAACACUAAGGGAGAAAAAAAUGUAGGAAGGAUGACCGUUUCCACCCAAACUCACAUCUGUUUUCAAAAUCAGUGGAAGGUAGGAAGUCCUUUUCCAAUUUCCAUUCUGCAUGUUAUAAAAAGAUCCCAUUCACCGUUUCCCUGUCACCAGGCUACCUGCCUGCAGACGAGACUGCUUGAUCUAAGGAUUUAGCGAUGUGGGAGAAUCAGGGGCCACUUAAGCCAUUUCUGGGGAAAUCAAUUAUAGGAAAUAUACGUAAAGGGAAUUGAUGAUGGUCAUGGGGGAUUUUUAAUUACUAAUUCACUUGGCUUACAAAGGAAGGUAGGACAGCAUGAAAUUUUUUCCCUUCUGAUCAAUUAAGCCUGACCUUUACAACUGGCAGAUUUUAAAGGGUGGGUCUUUGAUUGAUGAGUAGGACAAAGUAAUUAUAUUUCUGCUUAAAACCUGAGGAUAACUGUUGCUUUAUUCCAGCUCUUAUAAAAGCACAAUGAUUUGCUUCCUUCAUAAUCAUAGUUUCAAUUUUAAUUCAUAGAGUCGAACAGUCAGUUGUGCCAAUAAAACACACACUCUUGACCUCACUUUGAAGAAGAGUUGUUUGUCCUAUACCUUAGACCCCCUGGAUCUGAUGUGAGCCGUGUUUCUUUUCUUGUCCAGAAGUCGUUUGUAAUUGCAACCUCUCCGUGAGCAAGGUACAGAAGGGAUGCCGAAUUUAUCUGCUUGAUUUCCCGGAAAAACAUGUUUUUUUUUCUAAUUAAGGCUCUAAUUGUGGGAGGAGAGCCAUGUGGAUUUUUUUUUAACAGAGCUGCUUGCUCACUCUGCACUUCUCUGCCUUAUUAUAGACCCCUCCCUGCCCAUGAGGAAGGUUCCUCUACUGAGCAGUGGUGAAGAGUACCUUUAAUCAAAGCACUUUCUCUGGUCAAAAGCCACAUCCGUCCUCAGAGAGCCAAGUAUAAACCCCCUGGCACAGCAUCUGAUGCGCUUCUCCCUCUGAGUCCAGUUCAUCCUUCUAGAUUUUUCUCCAAUUGUGUAGCCUUGCAGCGCCUGUACUCACACCUGCGUAUCUUUGGAGAGGCUCUCCUGAAACUGACUUCUAUGUAUUUCCGUUGAGAAAAUCCUUCCUUCUUCAAAUGUGUUCCCCGACUCAACCUGCCCCACCCCGAUCUCCCAAGGGCAUUUUGUUUGUCCUACAGUCAUGGUCCUUCCAGUGCUGUCUUGUUUCCCUUGUAGAUUUGCCUAUUUUUUUCCCCCUUUAAGGCUGUGGGCUCAGAGGGCAGGGACCUUGUCCCUCUUGACUCCACGCUUCCAAGUUCAGAGACUCGGCCGCAGAGGGUUCACCAGACUGAGCAGCAGCAUUUGUGUGGAGGAGCUCCGUGGAGCCCCCUUACUCCAGGGAGCCCACCUGACUCCCCCAGGCAAGCCCGCCGAGCAGGCUGGGAGUGGGGUCACGUGGCAGCCGCCGAGCCCCUGACAGGGAAAGCGUCUGUCUUUGGCUUUCUCCGAGAUUCUUUCAAGCGCUUCGCAUGACGGGCACCUGCCCUGUGACUCAGCCCCCUUUGUUGAGAGGGACAGCCCUCCCCGCGAGCGGUGUCUGUGGAGUCUGUCGGUGCUUUCCCCACCCAGCCUCCAUCCACCCUCUUCUGCAAGAGGGAGGUGGGACGAAGCGGCACGGCCUCUGAUCCCCGGAGAAGAAAGAACAUUUAUUCCUGCCUUCAGAGCAAGACAUCAGGAGACACAUUUGGGUCUUUUGUGCCAACUUGUGUAGGACAUUCUUGGAAAGAAAACAGACCAAGUUGCCUCUGUCACAGGGGCACGUGAUGGUCUGUGUUUGUUCGCUGAUGAAUAAUCAUCAUGCUAUGUCCCCUCCUGAAUUCUGCUUCGUGCCUGCCUCGGUCUCAACCCUCAGUUUUGCUGCAAUCACCCAUAAAUAGUGCGGUGAGCAACUUCCUCCCGCUGUACAAGAGUCUGCCUCUCGCUGCAUCUUCGCCCAUCACCUGGUACAUAAUCCAAUUUUAAAAAUAACUGAUGAAAUAAUGUACUAAGCAGAGAGCUCAGCUGAAGAUUUCCCAGUCAUGUAGCUCUGUUUCAGGGAGCUGCAUCCAGCCAGAUUUAACAGGCGCGGAAGCUCAGUUACUGCCUCACGUGUACUGAGGGUCUGGGGAAGUCGGAUGCUGGGAUGACGUGGACGGUCCCUGAGGGCCACUGUGCCUCUUGCUGAGAGUGGUGGAAUGAGCUUCAGUUCAUUUCCUCCCUUGAAGCGUAUGUGCCCUUCUUCCAUAUUUCUGUCCCUCUGAACUCAGGAUUGCUGUUCCGUCUCACAAGUGUCACCACCAUCCAUCUGGUUGGCCAAGCUGGAAACCUUAGGAGUCUUUCUGCCUCUCACAUUCCCACGUCCAAUCCAUGACCUCGUCCCUGUGAUUUACCUCCUGCCCAUCUGAUCCACCCUCUUCUCUCCAUGUUGGCUUGGGCUACUGCUCUAGUCCAUGCUUCCGUGUCUGGUUUCCACCUAGAGACAGAAGGGGCUGUUUGGGCCAUGCCGGCCCCUACUUAAAACCUUUCCAUGCCUUUCAGUUGCUCUUAGAAUAAAGGCAGUUCUUGCUGUGGUCUGAGAGGCCCUGAGGGCACUGGCCCCUGAGCGCCACCCCCUCCCCUCCCUCCUUCUGCGGUACCCCUGCUCCGUGUGCCUCCUGUGGGGGAUCCUUGUAUGAGCUCAUCCCUCUGCUUGAGCUGUGCCACCCACUCCCUUCUCCCUAGGUGCCCCUGACUCAUCCUACAGAUCCACCCAUAUGUCCUAGAAAAGCCAUCCCAAUCUCAAGACCAGCCCCCCGCAGGUACCCAGAGUCCACCUUCUUUGCUGCACUUAUCAUAGCCAUGUUGUGUUUAUUUGUAUUUGACGAGUAUCCGUCCCUUCAUCCAGACUGUGAGCUGCACAGAGCUUGCCAGCACCCAUGCCAAGCCCAUAAACACCUGCUGAGGGGGUGAACUGGCUGGUUGGAGGAAGGCGCUAAGUCAGUGGUGGAGCCUGGAGAGCCACGGGACAGGGGAUCAGACACAGCCCCAUGGCUGACCUCACAAGGACUUUGAGAUGAUGCACAGACACUGUGUCUCUUUCCCUGUCUGCUGUCUCUACAUCCAUGCUCUGAAUUUCUCUGACUCUCUCUUCUGACCCCAUCUUCACAAUCUCCUUCCUCGGACUUCAUCACUGUCUCUCCUCCUGGCGUUGCCUGGCCCCAGAACCAUGGGCCCCAGCCUGUGCGGAGGUCCGCGUUGGGCGUAGGCAUGAUUGCUGGUGUGACUUCAGGUGGCUUUAAAUUAGAAAGGUUUAUUGGUUUCUACUUCCUCAUUAAUUGUGAGUUGUACAUCAGGAGCUCCCCAAGAGAAAAAUAACACUUACAAAUAAUUGUGCGAAGUCACGCACUCCUUCCAAGGGCUGUAGAUUAUCGAGGAAAGGCUGCAAAUAAAAGGCACAUUCCCAAACUCUUGUGGGUCCCACUGUGUGGAAUACUGCUUGUUUGGGUGAAAGAUGUUUUGUUUUGUUUUUGGUUUUUUUUGGAGUAGCUUUUGCACCCAGCUGGCCAUCUAAAAAAAAGAUUUUUGAAAAGAAAAAAAGCAUCUAAACAAAGGCAACAUAAAUUGAAAGUGACACAUGAAAUUAAAUGUAUUUUUGAAGCUUAUUGUGUUUUUAGUAUCACGAUCAUGUUCGUGUCCAGCUUCUCAGCACAAAAGGAAGGUUUAUCUGGCAGUGACUGAGGCAGAGGGCCCGAGGAUCUGCAUAAAGUCACGUCCGAACAAAGCCACACUGGCUACCCUCUUUGCUUAUUUUAAAAUACCGGUGAAAAUACCAGUGCAGGCCAGAAGAUCAUUCUUGUGAAGCAAGGACUUGUGGACGGAUUAACUCCUCAACUGCUUCCUUCUCUCUCUCUGGGUGUGGUUUCGGGCUCACAACUUGCCUUUAGCUGGGGUGAAAUGCAGUGGGCGAGGAGGACCCUGUCUGGCUGAGCAAGACUUGUGAUGAACGAGGAAGGUCUUAAUCGCCAGAAAAGGAAAAUUAGGGCCAACAGCCUUUUCCAGCUGCCCAGGGAGCGGAGACUUUCUGUCCUGGUGCAAAUGUUUCCCUGUGUUCGAGCAGGAGACAGGAUUGCCGGACAACCAGUACAGAACUCACGGUCAAAUUGCCCUUAAAAAUCUCCAGUCUGAUGUUCCAGAGAAGAAAUCUGACUUCACCGAGGGGACUCUGGCGUCGCAGAACACAAAGAUGAUUUCAUCCAUAGUCAUUUCACAGCUGAUUGAUGGGAAAAAAUCAAGAGAGAACGGGGCCGUGCUGCCGGUGCCGCCAGCGUGUCCCAUGAAGCCGCCUCUGGCUAAUCGCAGCACAGGCACCAUUCACAGGGCAUUUGCGUUCCUUCCCGGGAGACUGGGAAUUCAGACACGGCUUGGGGAGCGAGGACCUGUGGCAGGCCUGCCGCCCAAAGAGGAGAAGCCGCCGUGCAGUGGCUCCUCGAAGGGAUUUGCCUCCAUCACCAUCACGGCCAGGAGGGUGGUCCCCCCGGCCAGCACCCUGGUGUGGGAGGCCGUUGAGGACCCACUCUGCAUCAGAUGCAGGGCCCAGGACACUCUGCUCAGGGACCCCCCUGCUCUGGCCAGUGGUGCCGAUCCAAGUCAACACCACGGACCUUUCGCUUGCGCAGGAUUCUCCAGAAACAGCGCUGUGAUGAGGCUGAAGGUCCCUGAGGCCCACGAAGGGCUGUGUGCGGGCCACGAGUACUGGAUCACCAACGUGGACAACAGAGGGGGCAGCUUUCCUCCCGGCACCCUGCGGUCUGGAAAGAGCCCCCUGGUGUUCAGCUCCUGUGUCCAUCUCAGAGUGUCUCAGCAGUGUCCAAACUCCAUCUACUACCUGGACAGGUCCCUCUCUGUCCCCAUUGAGCCACCUCGACUUGCUGGCCCGAAAAUGCACAGAUCCGUCCUGUCCCUCAACCUCAGCUGCAGUUCACACACAUUGACACCAGAUGGAGCAGCUGGCACAGCGAACGCCGAGCCAAUGAGCAGAGCCCUGAAGCCGGAGCUCACGGAGGGCAGCCAGACCCUCCCAGGCCCCAGCUGGAACCUGGGUUUGCAAGGUUUUUUGAAGGAAAACCCAUCAUUGGGGCGGGUGCAUUCGGGAACCAUGAGGACCGGCCCAUGUCCUUGGAGGGGCUCUCUUCCGUUGGAAAGCCCAGAAUUCGCAGACGCAGAAACUAACCAGGUCACUGGAAGAAAAGGGCAGGAGGACCAGGCAGCUCGUUGUCACAUCAGCGGUCGCGCCAACCAGCUGUCCAUUCACAUCCCCGGCUGGAGUUACGCGGCAGAACCAGAAGUAUUUUCUGGAAGCAGUGAGAAGCAACACGGAGGAGCACGUGUGACCGUGUCGGCUCCCCCAGCGGAAGGGAGACUGGUUAACCAUCUUCCCGAUGGGCCAGGCUCUCCAAGCAACCGCGGUCAGCCUAGUGACCUUUCUGAACCCGCGGAGAGUCCAUCGCAAAGCUUCCUGAAGCCCAGAAUCCCCGUAGCCGGGUUCCUUUGCCCCCUCCGAGAUGCACGCACGCCUGCGCAGGAAGACCCUGGUGUUCAGGUAGAGAGAGAGUUGCCCCGAGGGGAUUACACGUGCUGUGACUUGGUGGUUAAAAUAAAGGAAUGCAAGAGGAGGGAGGACCCCACCACGCCUGAGCCCACGUCCCCAGAGCCAGCGCCCCCCGGGGAACCAGUGGCUCAUGACCUGUCGGAAGACUGUCCUGAGAGCCAGCGUACGCCUGCGAGCUCCUUGACCCUGCAGGAGGCACUGGAGGUCCGUAAACCUCAGUUCAUUUCUCGCUCGCAAGAACGUCUGAAGAAGCUGGAACACAUGGUACAGCAGAGGAAAGCCCAGCAGAAGGAGAGCCCGGGCCCGAAGCAGAGUCUCCUUCCUGUCCGUGCCAACAAGAAGCAGUUCACCAUUCCCCACCCUCUCAGCGAUAACUUGUUCAAACCCAAAGAGAGGUACAUUUCAGAGAAGGAGAUGCACAUGCGAUCAAAAAGAAUCUAUAAUAACCUGCCAGAAGUUAGAAAGAAAAAAGAAGAGCAAAAGAAAAGGGUGAUCUUACAGAGUAACAGACUCCGGGCCCAAGUCUUCAAAAAGCAAUUACUGGACCAGCUCCUUCAAAGGAAUGCAGUCUAACUGCAGGCUGCCCUGCUGACCCUCUACCUGGACCUGGGGUGACUUCAAACGCUGGAUAAACCAUUAAACUUAGCAUUAUCGUCAUGACAUGAAACAUUCUACUUUUGAUUUUUUUUUUUCAUAAAGAAAAGCACAGCUUCCUAGAAUUGCUGACCCAAACUAAGCAGAAACAGUAAACCUUUGUGGGGACGGGUCACCCGGCUGUCGUGGGGUAAUCAGCUCAGCAGAACCCCCUUGAUACAGUCCCUUCAUUUUUUAACAUCUGAAUUUUAUCAUUUACUUGUGAUAUUUUCCACCUACCUUCUCCACCCCAGCAGAAAGGCCGUGUACGCUCACGUGCUCUUCGAUGCCUGAGAGCUGGGUUUUUUUUUUUCUCGUCAAAUUUCAAGGACCUGAAUCUAUCACUUUUAAAAUACCAACCCCACCUUCUGCCCCUUCUGCCGACUCCGAACUUCAGGUCGUCACACAGUGUGUUGAAAACCUCUCCGGACGUGUGCACCAUGGAACACUGGAAGCCGACUUGGGAAAUAGGCGGGACUCAGCUGGAGAGGAGGGAGCGGUGGCCCGCUGCUUUGUGGCCUGGGGUCAGAGCAGCCCUCUCCACCCCCACCCUGCUCCCGGCUCCUUUCUUCAUUUAGCACAAGAGUCUGUUUCUGUGGAAUCCGUGAGCGCAGAAUUGGCUGGAAAAAGUUGUAGGUAACUUGGGUGUUUUCUGCAAACCCUCCACCCCUGCCCCAAAAAGAGUGGUGUUGCUGACAACGGCCUGAUGGUUCCAACUCUGCCAUUUGUUCCUGCAAACAUUUACAGUGUCCAUUAUUUAUAAGUGUGUGUUUGGGGAGUUAAUAGUUUUUACCAAAAAUGGAAAUAAAUGCAAUUAUUACAAAAA
Molecule: messenger RNA, 8435 nt
Organism: Vicugna pacos (alpaca)
Lineage: Eukaryota; Metazoa; Chordata; Mammalia; Artiodactyla; Camelidae
Source: RefSeq, a predicted model, not a curated record